GCCAGUGAACAUUAAGCGGAGCAGACCAAAAUCCCAAACAAGGAAAUGGUGGGGGAAUAAAACGACCAGAUUAUUUAAUUAAUGCAUGUAAUAAUUAAUAUUUUAUUUUAUUGUAAAUUAAGAUAUAUUUAUGGGUUAAAAUGGAUUACGACUUCAAAACAAAGCUCGCGGCCGAUCGAGAGAAGGUGGAAGAUCUGUUCGAAUAUGAAGGUUGCAAAGUGGGUCGAGGCACCUACGGGCACGUUUAUAAAGCUAAACGCAAAGACGGGAACGAUGAAAAGGAGUAUGCACUGAAACAAAUUGAAGGCACUGGAAUAUCGAUGUCUGCUUGCAGGGAGAUUGCACUCCUGAGAGAACUGAAGCACCCCAACGUCAUCGCCCUGCAAAAAGUGUUCUUGUCCCACAGCGACCGCAAGGUGUGGCUUCUGUUCGACUACGCAGAACACGACCUGUGGCACAUCAUAAAGUUCCACCGUGCCUCCAAGGCCAACAAGAAGCCCAUGCAGCUACCCAGGGGAAUGGUCAAGUCCCUCCUCUAUCAGAUCCUCGACGGCAUUCAUUACCUCCAUGCCAACUGGGUGCUCCACCGAGACCUGAAACCGGCUAAUAUCCUGGUUAUGGGAGAAGGGCCAGAGAGAGGUCGGGUCAAAAUCGCUGACAUGGGCUUCGCCAGGCUCUUCAACUCCCCUCUCAAACCGCUGGCUGACCUCGACCCAGUUGUGGUGACAUUCUGGUACCGGGCCCCCGAGCUGCUCCUGGGAGCAAGGCAUUACACCAAAGCAAUUGACAUUUGGGCGAUUGGCUGCAUCUUCGCUGAGCUCCUGACAUCAGAGCCCAUCUUCCACUGCCGCCAGGAGGACAUCAAGACCAGCAACCCCUUCCACCACGACCAGCUGGACAGGAUAUUCAGCGUCAUGGGCUUUCCCGCAGAUAAAGAUUGGGAGGACAUAAGGAAGAUGCCAGAAUACCCAACGCUACAGAAAGACUUCAGGAGAACAACGUACGCAAACAGCAGCCUCAUCAAAUACAUGGAGAAGCAUAAAGUGAAACCAGACAGCAAGGUUUUUCUCUUGCUUCAGAAACUGUUGACGAUGGACCCCACCAAACGGAUUACUUCGGAGCAGGCACUGCAGGAUCCAUACUUCCUGGAGGACCCUCUGCCCACCUCAGAUGUGUUUGCCGGAUGUCAAAUACCUUACCCCAAGAGGGAGUUCCUGAAUGAGGACGAACCAGAAGAGAAGGCGGAAAAGAACCAGGCGCAGCAGCACCAGCAGACGACAGCUCAGGGCCAGGGGCCCACGCAGCAGCAGCAGCAGGCUCAGGCCCAGCAGGCGCCUGCACAGCAGACACAGGCCCAGACCAACGGCACAACCACGGGGGCCACGGGGGGCAACACGGGCGGGGGCCACCAGCACGGACAGGACCAGGGCCCCCCCAACAAGAAACCUCGCAUCGGGCCCACAGGGGCCUCCUCAGGCACCGGUGUCCUGCAGUCCGAAUACCAGCACUCCGGCUCACGCCUUGGUUACCAAAGCAGCGUCCAAGGUUCCGCCCAGUCCCAAAGCACCAUGGGAUACUCCUCCUCAUCUCAGCAGAGCUCUCAGUAUUCGCACCAGUCUCAUCGCUACUGAGGUGAGCCCAAACCUCAGAGAACUUAGAUGGACACGAGGCAGGCUCUGACCCUUAACCUUUCCCCUCUAACCCCUCAGUAUGCUCUCCGUCAAAUGGUAGUCAUUCAAGCUACAACAGCGUUUUAACAAAACACAUUCACACCACAUGACUUACUGUGCACAUACACCAAGAUCUCUGACG
Engraulis encrasicolus (European anchovy) is the source of this 1812-nucleotide messenger RNA. RefSeq names its product cyclin dependent kinase 19 (gene cdk19). NCBI's taxonomy places the organism in Eukaryota, Metazoa, Chordata, Actinopteri, Clupeiformes, Engraulidae. The record is from RefSeq and is a predicted model, not a curated record. Gene Ontology annotation, biological process: protein phosphorylation. The transcript has 13 exons. Gene Ontology annotation, cellular component: nucleus; cytosol. The coding region runs from base 141 to 1631 and encodes 496 amino acids. Gene Ontology annotation, molecular function: ATP binding; protein serine/threonine kinase activity.